AUGGACAACUGCGUAAACUCCGUAGACAGUGCAUCUGAAUUAGAAGAAUGUAUCUCAAAGUCAAUUGAAGUUAUGGCUGAAGCUAAGAUGGAUUUGAGAUUAUGGCAGUUCGGUCCGGUAGAAGAAAUAGAAAAGUUGUCAACUGAGGACAGAAGUUUGUUUAAAGAAGAUCUUACAACUCCAGUUUCGGUUUUGGGGAUUAGAUGGGAUAGAAAGGAGGAUUGUUUAAUAAUCUGCGAUGAAUUUGACGCUGAAACAGAAAAUCCUACUAAACGGAAGCUCUUGUCUAUAACACAAGAUAUUUACGAUCCCAUCGCUUUUCUCAUCCCAGCAUUGUUGCCAGCCAAGCUAAUGAUUCAGGAGGCCUGGUCAGCUAAGUCAGAAUGGGAUUCCUCGCUUCCAGAGAAGAUCCAAAAGGACUUUCAGAAAUGGUAUAGUGAAUUGAAACAAUUAUCUAACUUGAAGGAGCAAAAUCUCGAGUUGAGCCAAAAAAGACUGACAAUCCCGCGUCUAGAACUUCUUGCUUGUGUUUUGGGAGCCAGAUUAGCAAACUAUAUUCGUGAGGCUCUGGAUGUCCCUACAAUACCAGUUUAUUACUGGACGGACUCUUCAACGGUUAUAGCAUGGAUACGAAGAAAUUACCAAUGGGGUACUUUUGUGGGUAACAGAAUCAGAGAAAUAUGCAAACUCAUAGAAUCAUACCAAUGGUAUCUUGUCCCAGGUAAUCUAAAUCCGGCGGACCUGCCCUCUCGUGGUUGUAGUCCAAGACAUCUUAUCGAGACGAGAUGGUGGAAGGGAGCAAAAUGGUUAAAAGACGAAGAAAAUAAUUGGCCCAAAUCGGAACAGGUUCCUAAUGAAGAUUUAGUUAUGUCAGAAAGAAAGAAAACUGCAAUAUCAUUAUUUACCUGUGCAAAAAUAGAUCAAUUCAUGAAUUAUGAGAGAAUUUCGAAAUUUUGCAGAUUUGUAAAUAUUGUUUGUUGGAUAAAAAGGUUCAUAUACAAAUGUAGAAAUAGAAAUUAUUUUUACCCAUCUGAGCUCUCGAUCAAAGAAAAGAAAGAGGCAGAGAAGUUCCUUUGGUCAAUUCAGUUAGAAAAUUUUGGUGAUGUCUCAGGUCCAAAGGUCAAAGGUCUUGCUGUUGUGAAAGAUCAAAAUAACAUAAUACGAGUGAAAACCAAGUUGUUAGAACGUGAUGACGAAUUUUCGUUCAAAUAUCCAAUUUUGUUGCCAUCAAAACAUCAUGUAGUAAAUUGUUUAAUACCAGAUUGCCAUUUAAAGAACUGCCAUGCUGGUCUCCAGACUGUUGGUUCCAUCCUGCGAGAAAAUUAUUGGAUUAUUUCCGCUAAACGGCUCAUUCGCAGUGUAAAAAAUCUUCUUCUAAGAACACUUGGUAGAUCAUCACUCAAUUUUGAAGACCUUUCAACGAUAUUAUGUGAAGUUGAAGCUGUAAUGAAUGAUCGACCUCUUACAUAUAUUUCAGAAGAAUCUGAUAAAUUUAUUCCUUUGACACCAUUAUCUUUUAUUGAAGACAUCCAAGUAAUUGGGAUACCUGAUCUAGAGAAAAUUAAUUUCCAGAAACUUCAAAAAAGAUACCGGAAAUGCCAAAAUAUAAAAGAUCAAUUGAGAAAUAGAUUUCGAGAAGAAUAUUUGGCAAAUCUCGUUCAAAAAUCAAGAGAAAAGGCUCAAGUGAUCCAGACGGGUGAUGUAGUACUAAUUGAACUAGACAACCGAAAGAGACUUAACUGGCCAAUAGGCAAAGUCACAAAAUUGUUUCCAAGUAGAGAUGGUUCUACACGUGUGGCAGAGGAAUAG
This is a messenger RNA of Stegodyphus dumicola, 1809 nucleotides long. RefSeq lists its product as uncharacterized. NCBI's taxonomy places the organism in Eukaryota, Metazoa, Arthropoda, Arachnida, Araneae, Eresidae. The record is from RefSeq and is a predicted model, not a curated record.